Molecule: messenger RNA, 4068 nt
Organism: Prorocentrum cordatum
Lineage: Eukaryota; Dinophyceae; Prorocentrales; Prorocentraceae
Source: the annotation of a GenBank genome assembly
AUGGAGCCAGUGGUGUGUGUGUCCCGUGCGCUGCGCGCCAUCACCCUGGAGGUGAUGCCCGCCUUCCUGCCCUCGAAGUGGCAGGUGGAGUCGCUGCUGCGCGGCAGCUGGCUCGGCGGAGCGUGGGCGCCCGUGGAGGUGGACUGCGCUCACGUGGAGGGCCCCGCGCCCGGGGGUCCAGCGCUGGUCCACGUGACCAUAUUGGGCCUGCAGCCCGACACAGACUACGAGUUCCGCUUCGUGCACGCCGGAGGCGGCGGUAGCGAGCUCCUGCGGUACGCCUGCCGCACGGCAGGGAGACCGGCCAUCCUGGAGGCCCCGUGCUGCUCCGACCCGAAGCCCGACGCAAUCACCGUCGAGUGGAGAGUCCCAGAGCCCGAGGGCAAGGACGCCGGCGUGCUGGAGUGCCAGCUGCAGUGCCGCCCAGACGUCUGGUUCAGCAGGUGGGAGGAGGUGGUCCCGAAGCGCAUGGGCGACUGGCGCAGCGGCCAGCGCUGGGCCGCCAGCGUCGGCGGGCUGAGCCCAGACACCGAGUACAUGUUCCGCGUGCGGGCGCGCAACUGCGCCGGCUGGUCGAGCGACUUCUCGGCGGUGGGCGUGGGCAGGACCUCCGAGCGGCCGCCGCCGCCCGUGGCCCUGCGGCAGGUGUCGCGGCUGCCGGGCCGCGCGGUGCUGGCCUUCGACGUCAUCGACCCCCCCGGCGCUCCCGUCGAGGACGUCCAGGCCGAGGUGCAUACCGGCCUGAAGUGGCGGGCGGUGGACCAGAGCAGCGUCCAGUUGCCCCCCGUGAGGGCCGACUCGCUCCGCGGCGCGCCCGUGGGCAGCCGGACCGGGCGGGUCACCGUCGGCGAGCUCCCCCCAGGCGUCGACUCCGUGGUGCGCCUGUGGGCCAAGAGUGCCGCGGGGGUCAGCGCCGCGCCCUCGGAGCCCGUGCACUGCACCCCCUCCUGCAGGCCGCCGCCACCAGAGGCGAUGCGGUGCACCGCGCGCCGGAAGAACUCCUUGGAGGUGGAGUGGCGGACGCGUGACGCGGAGGGCGCUCCCGUGACGGACUGCAUCGUGGAGCAUUGCAAGGCCGGCGACGUGUUCGCGGUCUGGCACGAGGUCCCGAAGGCCGACGUCCGACGGGUCUCCGGCAAGCCGAAUUCGGCCAGUUGGAGCGCGCGCCUGGAGGGCCUGGACGCCGAGACGCGCUACCUGGUGCGCGUGGCGGCGGGGAACAAGGUCGGCUGGUCCGAGGACGUGCACAGGCCCGUCGAGUGCCAGACGGCGGUCCGCCCGCCCGCCCCGUGCGCCAUCCGCUGCGCCAGCUACGCCCUGACGGAGGUGACGCUGGAGUUCGACGUGCCCAUGGAGCGCGCCCAGGCAGCGGGCGUGGAGGCCGUGAGCGCGAUAAGGGUGGAGCGCUCUGGCAUGCUGCAGUGGAUCCCGGCGCCCGAGGCCACCGUCGCGUUCGCAGCGCCGUCCGCGGAGGCUUGGUGGCCGUCGUCCCAGGAGGGCCAUGGCGGCCCUGGCGUCGCUCGGUGCUGCGCCACGGUCUCCGAGCUCACCCCAGGGACCUGGUACACGUUCCGUGUCUGGGUUGGCAACGAGAUCGGCUGGAGCAGGGACAUCCCGCCCACGGUCGAGUGCCACACCGCCCUGCUGCCCGAGGCGCCAGUGCGGCUACAGGCCCGCGCCUGCGGCCUGCACUCGCUGCAGACGCAGUGGCACGCCGUCGGCACGCAGGGCGCCCCGCUCAUCGACUGCGAGGUGCAGCUGCGCGAGGACUCGGUGCUCACCAGCUGGGACUGGCAGCCUGCGCGUGGCGGCGAGACGCUGCGGCGGCGCGGUGGGCGCAGCAGCACACGCUGGGGCCAGCUGUGCGACGGGCUGCGGCCAGCGACGGCAUACGUGCUGCGCGUGCGGGCGAGCAACGCCGUGGGCUGGUCAGGCUGGUCGGCCGAGGCGACCGCCAGGACGCCGUCUGCGCCGUGCAUCACCGUAUGCACGGCGCGGCCCACGGACCGCGAGGUGGAGGUGGAGGUCAGGGUCCCAGACCCAGAAGGUGCGCCGGUGAGAGCAUGCCUGGUCUCCUGCGCCGUCAGCGGGCGGAAGGCGCUGGGGCUCCGAGCAGGCAAGGGCUCCUGGUCCGCGAGGCUGCCGGCGCUCGCAGACACGGGCUCGCAGUUGCGGGGCCUGUCGGCCUGCGCCAUGAACGCCGCGGGCUGCAGCCUCAAGGCAGAGCCAGGCCCCGUGCCCGUCUUCACCGGCCUGGAGGCUGGCGGCCCGGCGGAGCAGAGCUCCGCAGUCCGCUGCUGCGUGGCCGCCCUCCUCGAGGACGAGCUCGCCAGGCAGCGGGCCGCUCACAGCGACCUCGAGGCGCUGGUGCAGGCCGCGGACGCGGCCGACGACGCGCCGCGCGGGGAGGCGUUGCGAAGGCGCCUGGCGGUGCUGGAGGCGGCGGCGCGCACCGCGCGCCAACUGCGAGGGCGGAUAGAGCCCGCGCAGCCCGAGGAGGGGCAGGGCUUCGGCAGCUGGGCGGACAGGUGCAGGGCGGUGCUGAAGGCGGGUGGCACGGCCGACCCUGGGGCCUGGGCGGCCGCGGACGAGCUGUCCCAGGCGGAAAGGCUGCUGGAGGGCUUCGAGCUGCUGGCAGAGGGCGGGGUGUGGCUCGAGCAGCUCGGGCGGCACCUGCUAGAGCCGCUGUGGGGGCGCAUCUGCGGACACGCGGAGGCCUCGCCGAAGUCGGCCCGGGUCUUCCAGAUGUGGGCGAGGCAGCGGCAGGAUUGGUCGCAGCGCUUCGACCGGCAGCUCCUGAACCUGUGGCAGGACGCGCUGCAGACCGCCCUGCAGCUGCUCUCCGCCGUGGCCUCUGGUGGCGACGCCCGCGCCGCGGCCGAGAACCUGCGGCGGGACGCCUCGGCCCUGCUGUCGAUGAGGGAGGCCUGCGACGAGCAGCUUCGGAAGCUGCGGUCCGCCGUGGAGCGGCUGGAGCAGGUUACGGCCGACGGCAGCGCCGCGCAGAGCUUCGACGAAGUCACGGUGCUCGACAAGAUCUCCCAGACCGCCCUGAGCGUGCUCCUGAGCGCGGUAAUGCCCGUCCCUGGCUCGCUCGAGCUGGGCGUGGUGUCCAUCGGCGCGCUCUGGCUCGAGGACGAUGCCGCUGGGCGCCACGUCGCCGUGGAGCACUCGAAGGACUCCGGCGCCGAGGGGCCGCUGCAACGCUUCGGGCAGCGCCCAGGGGCCCGGGCCGCGGCGCUCUUGCAGGAGUGGGCCGCGGGCGGCCACGGCGACUCGGUGCUGGUGCACAACGCCACAGCCCGCCGCGUCACCGUGAAGCUCUUGGACAGGGAAGAGGGGAUGGCCGCGCGGACGUACUCCAAGAUGCAGCGGGCCCACCCGAUGGUGCGCGUGGUCUCGAAGGCGAUCUCGGGCUUCGUCGGCGACGAGGCCACGGCCGCCGCGCUCCUGCUCGAGGUGGCGCCCGCCGACGUCGAGGCGCUGCGGCUGCCCAGCGGGCCUGGCGGCGGCGGGGCCCCCGCUGGCGACGGCGCAGGCGCGGGGCGCCCUGGCGGCUGCGAGGUCGGGGCCGCCGCGGGGGGCGAGGCGAGCCCGCAGGCGUUCGACCUCGAGUUCGCCUACGGCGCGGCCGGGCAGACGGAGUCGGCAGUCGGGCGCUUUCCCGUGCACGCCGGCAGCGCCAUCAGCUUCGUCUGCCUCAACCGCGAGGUGCUGAUCAACAACGUGGACGCGGCCACCGGGGCCGAUGCUCCGCAAGGCCCGGUGGCCCUCGCCAACCACGGCGCUGAGGCCGUGACGUUCCGCUUCUUCGCGGGCGGCGGGCAGCACCUCAGGCGCUUGUUCGAGAAGCCGCUGCUGGUCGCGACGCUGGCGGCCGGGGAGCAGCGCACGGUGGCCGUGCCGGCAGCCGCCGGCGCCGCGGGCGCGGGCGCCGAGGGCGCCGCCGCGGGCGCAGAGGACCCGCGCGCGGACGGGCUGCUCGACGUCGAGGUGCUGAGCGCAAGCGGCAAGACGCUGUGCAACGCGCGGCGGGGGCAAACGAUCACGUACGAGGGCAGCCUCUGA